AACCAGGCUGGAGUGAGAGCUGAACAAAGACUCGGAGAAAUUUCUAUUAAAUGUCCCUAAACACACAUUGAGCACCUGUUGGCUGCUGCUGAAGAUGUCCAUCCUCACUCCACCAGCGCUCCCGAGGCUCUGCCAGUUCAGAUGCUCUCCAGUGUUUGUAUUGAAAGCUCCUGACUGGGAGAAUCAGCUGGCAUUGUAAAUCAGCGGGAUAAAGCCAACAUUAAAAAAAAAAAAAGAAGCAGGGAAUGGUUUCUCCAGAGAUUUCUGCGACUCGCUUUGUCCUGCUGGUGUUCCGCACUGGUUCCUUUGACAAGACCCGGCUGGUGUGAGGUGCAGCAGUUUCAGAUAAAGAAUGGCUCAUUCUCGUUCAGCACGGGACUUUGUUGCACUUUCAGAUCUGCAUCCAAACCUCGCUCGUCCUAAUGUAAUCGGGGUGGUUAUUGGGAAAACAGAUGUCAGAAGCUUUCCAGACCGAAAAAACAUUGGCACAGAAAGAUACACCUUCAAUUUUACCAUUCGUGAUUCCCCAACUUAUUUCAUUAAUGUCCAGUCCUGGGGCAGAGAAGAGUACAUCAGAUCCCUCUCAGAAAGCUUCAGGGUUGGUGACUGCGUUACAAUUGAAAAUCCUUUAAUUCAGUCCAAGGAAGCAGAAAGAGAAGAAAAAUUCAACCCUGUAACUCCUAGUGGCUACAAAUUAUUGCUGAGUGAAAAUCACUCUGUGGUGAAAACCUCUUCCUGCUACGACACAGACACCCGGCUGCUGGCUCUGCUGCACCUGCCUGUCAAGGACCCUCAGGAUUAUUAUUCCCUGGGGGACAUCGUGGCAAACGGACAGAGCCUCCAUGGCAGAGUCCUCAACGUGCUGGCAGCUGUCAUGGCAGUUGGGGAGCCAAAGUAUUUUAUAACUUCAGACAAAAGGAAAGGCCAGAGGUGUGAAGUAAAGCUGUAUGAUGAAACAGAGAGAUCUUUCCCAAUAGUAUGCCACAAAGAUCCCAGUGUUGAACAUCUGGCCUGGGGAUCUGAGCAAUCAGCCUGGCCCAGCACAAACAGCUCCUUGAACUGGGCUUUGCUUCAGCUGGAAAUGACUCGGAUAAAAGCUGAAAUCCAGCACUUCCCCAGCUGGGAUAAUGAAUCCAUCCAGCUGGCACAGACUUGGAUCCCCCAAGAAACAGUUAUAUUUGCAUCAGAUGUGAGAAUCAAUUUUGACAAAUUUAGGAACUGCAUGACUGCAACUGUGAUAUCCAAAACCAUCAUUACAACUAACCCAGAAACAGCAGAAGCAAAUGUUCUCUUCAGCUUCAUCAAAGAGAAUGCCCAGGCAGGAGCUCUGCCCAGCCCAGUGAAGGAGCUGCCAAAUGAAACCAUUAACUUGGAGGCUGUAGUGGAUGUCUACACAGUGGAACAGCUGAAAGAAAAAGCUCUCCAGAGUGAUGGGAAGCUGGAGCCUCUCCAUGGAAUCAUUUAUGGCUACAUUUCCACCCUGGACAUCGACGAGAGCGUGUCCAGAGUCCUGCGCAACAGAUGCUCAGUCUGCAGGUUCAUCGUGAAUGAGGUGUCAAACACCUGCACCUUCUGCAGUGACGUCUCUGCAGAGGCCAGGUCCACCUUUGCCAGCUUUGACAUGCUGGUGGAUGUGACAGACCACACGGGCACCCUGCGCUCCUGCUACCUGGCUGACUGUGUGGCUGAGGACACCCUGGGCUGCACAGUCCCUGAAUUCCUCAUGCUGGAAGAAGACCAGAGGACUGCACUGAAAUGGCAGCUCCUCUUGGAACGAAGCAAGAUUUACUUCAAGGUUACCUCAUCACCCAAUUGGAGAACUGGACUAAAAGUGAAUCUUCUUUCCUGCAAACUGGCAGAUCCCAUGGAGGCGAGUCAGAGCUUCUUGGGAAGAGACUGGAAUUAUUUAUAAAUGCUAGGAAAGGCUUCCUUCACUCUGCUGUGAGAGAUGGAAUUCUGCUGUUGUUGGGUUUGGCCAAGUCUGUUCUGAUGGUAAAGGAGAGGUGCAUGUUGCAAUACCUCUAAGUAGGCUUCUGAGUUCAUAUUUUUGGGUGAUUGUACUUUAAAAAGUGUACUUGGGCCUCAGCUUAAAUGUUCAUUCUACCAAAUUCAACCCCUUUCAAGGGGGCUGGGAGAUUUCCUCACUGAGCUGAGACCUUGGAAAAAACAGAAAUAACAAAUAGGUUAAAUGAGGUUUGUUGAAGUUCUGUAAUUUUAACUGCUUUGCUGCUUUUGUGUUAAAGAAAUAAAGAGCCCCCUUGAAACACUG
Molecule: messenger RNA, 2269 nt
Organism: Passer domesticus (house sparrow)
Lineage: Eukaryota; Metazoa; Chordata; Aves; Passeriformes; Passeridae
Gene: MEIOB
Product: meiosis specific with OB-fold
Exons: 18
Coding region: 353-1912 (519 amino acids)
Biological process (GO): resolution of meiotic recombination intermediates
Molecular function (GO): single-stranded DNA 3'-5' DNA exonuclease activity; single-stranded DNA binding
Source: RefSeq, a predicted model, not a curated record